AUGGGGCUGGGAGAGGCAGGAGGGGACACGGUGGCCAACCUGGGGCUUCAGGAGGGGCUGCUCCAGGCCCACCCCAUGGGCGGGGGAGGGGCAGACGAUGGGACGACGUUACCGGCCCCCGAACUCGAGCCGGCUGUUUUGGACAAGGAGCUAGAGGUGCCUUCUGGGCGCUGCCGGCGGCCCCCUCCUCCCUCGGGAGCGCGACCGGCCGGGCCGGGACGUGUAGGGUGGGGUGUAAGCAGCUUUAAGGGCCAGCGCCAGCGGCUGUUUCUAUCCCAGGAAAUCCCCAAGCCAUCUGUGACGAAGGGGCUUGACACCCAAGAGGACAGGCCCUCCGCGGGAGGGGCAGGCCCAGGUCGGCUGCCGGUGCCUGCCGUGGGGCUCCUCCUACCCACCGCUCGGCCCCAGGUUGUGAUGGCGGAGGCGUCCGCGGCCGUGGAGCUCCGUGGGUUGCCCCCCGACGUGCCGGAUGAGCUGCUUACGCUCUACUUCGAGAACCGGCGGCGCUCUGGGGGAGGUCCUGUGUUGCGCUGGCAGAGACUGGGCUGUGGGGGCGUCCUUACCUUUCAAGAGUCCGCAGACGCCGCGAGGGUCUUGGCACACGGGGAGCACAUGCUGCACCAGGCGCGACUCAGCCUGCGGCCGGCCCCGCCCCGGGCCCCCGGGCGUCUGCUGCUGCAAGGGCUGCCUCCCGGUGCCGCGGCCCCGCGCCUGGAGCAGCAUGUGCAGGCUCUGCUGCGCGCAGCCGGACUCCCACAGCAGUCCUGCCUUGUCCUGGCCAGCACUUGGCCCGACUGUGCGCUGGUCCAGCUGUCGGCGCCCCUAUCGGAGGCAGAGGUUGGUGUCCUGGAGGAGCAGGCCCGGCUGCUGGGCCUGGACGGCGCUGCAGUGACCUUGGCCCGCAUGCCCCAGACCCGAGCCGUGCGGGUGUGGGGGGACACGCGGCACCCAGACCCGCUGCUGCUGGAGCUGUACCUGGAGAACGAGCCCCGCAGUGGCGGGGGGCCGCUGGAGGACCUGCGCAGCCUACCUGGGGCCCUGGGCACUGUUGUCUCCUUCCGACAGUGGCAGGUGGCUGAGCGCGUGCUGCAGCGGGACCACUGGCUGCAGGACUCCAUGCUGCACCUCAUCCCCCACUAUGACGUGCUGGAACCCCAAGAGCUUGCUGAGGAUGCCCGUAAAGGGGACUGCCUCGCCUGGCUGUCUCCUGAGGCAUCUGAGCACACACUCCUGGAGGCUGGAGGGCCGGCGAGGGCUCUGGAGAGCAGAGGGACUGUGACAAAGACAGACUCUGUGGAGGCGCCAGGGCGAUCAGAGGCCACUCUGAGGCUGGGACCCGUGGAGCUACUGGGGCAGGAGGGGCCCGUGAGCCAGGGACCCGUGGAACUGCUGGGGCAGGAGGGGCCUGUGAGCCAGGGGCCCGUGGAGCUGCUAGGGCAGGACCGGCCCGUGAGCCAGGGACCCAUGGGGUCUCCAAGUCAGGAGGGGCCCGUGAGCCAGGGACCCGUGGGGUCUCCGGGUCAGGAGGGGCCCGUGAGCCAGGGAUCUGUGGGGUCUCCAGAGCAGGAGGGGUCCAUGAGCCAGGGACACAUGGAGUCUCUGAGUCAGGAGGGGCCCGUGAGCCAGGGGCCCAUGGAGCUGCUGGGGCAGGACCGGCGCAUGAGCCAGGGACCCAUGGGGUCUCCGAGUCAGGAGGGGCCCGUGAGCCAGGGACCCGUGGGGUCUCUAGGUCAGGAGGGGCCCAUGAGCCAGGGAUCUGUGGGGUCUCCAGAGCAGGAGGGACCUGUGGGGUCUCUGGGGCAGGGGAGACCUGUGGGGUCUCUGGGGCAGGGGGGACCUGUGGAGUCUCUGGGGCAGGGGGGACCUGUGGAGUCUCUGGGGCAGGGGGGUGCAGUGGAGAUGGUGCUGUCAAUGGAGCCAGGGGCGCUGCGCUUCCUGCAGCUCCAUCACGAGGACCUUCUCGCAAGCCUGGGAGAUGUCGCCCUUUUCCCCCUGGAAGGGAUGGAUGUGACUGGGUUUCGGCUCUGUGGUGCCCCGGCCCCGUGCCAGGCAGCCGAGGAGCUUCUUCGGAGCCUGCUGGGCAGCAUCAGCUGCCACAUGCUGAGCCUGAGGCACCCGGGCAGUGCCAGCUUCCUGCUGGGCCCAGAGGGGCAGUGCCUCCUUCAGGGACUGGAAGCUCAGUUCCAGUGUGUCUUUGGGACAGAGCGGCUGGCCAGGGCCACCUUGGACACGGGCACUGAAGAGGUGGACCCCACGGAGGCCCUCCAGGCCCACACCCUGUUGCCCCAAGACAGUGCAGGCAGUGACCAGGGGAACGUGAGCCUGGAGGAGGUCCGAGAGCUGCUGGCCACCCUGGAGGGCCUAGACGGGGAGGAGUGGCUGCCCCUGGAGCUGGAGGAGCAGCAGCCCGAGGAGGAGCCUCCCCGGGAGGAGGAGGAAGCAGCAAGUUCGGGGUGCUUGGUGGAAGAGCCUGCACCCAGGGCUGGGGAGGAGCCUGUGGCCCCCACUACCAGGGCUCCCGGGCGGCUGGAGGAGGAGGCUGCGCUGCAGCUGGCCCUCCACCGGUCCUUGGAGCUGCAAGGCGUCAGGGCUGAGCAGGAGGAGGCGGCCACGCUGCAGCAUGCCCUGGCCUUGUCCCUGCUGGAGCAGCCUCUGUUGGAGGCAGAAGAGCCUCCGGGGAGUGGGGCAGGCGGGCCGGCCCAGCUGCUGGUGCACUUGGCCUUCGAGCAGGACGUGGAGGAGCUGGACCGGGCACUGGAGGCCGCCCUGGAGGCCCACCUCGGGGAGGAGACGGUGGACGCCCGGGGCCGAGUGCUGCCGGCAGAGGUUCAUGCCCAGCUGGAAAAGUGCCACGGCGUGAGCAUUGGCCUCCACGGGGACUGCGCCGUCCUCCGUGGCUUCGGGGCCCAGCCAGCCCGCGCAGCCCGCCACUUCGCAGCGCUGCUGGCCUGCCCCGGGGAUCAGAGUGAGGCCUUUCUCCCGGCGGCCCCGAGCCCCUGCACACCACAGCCGAGGCUGCAGGGCCUCUCCAGCAGCGGGCUAGAGUGUCUGGCUGAGAGCUCCGAGGAGUUCCAGAAGGUGGUGCGGGCCUUCUACGACACCCUGGACGCUGCCCACAGCAGGAUCUGCAUUGUCCGCGUGGAGCGCGUGUCGCACCCACUGCUGCAGCGACAGUACGAGCUGCACCGGGAGCGGCUGGAGCAGCGCUGUGAGCGGCGGCCGGCCGAGCAGGUCCUGUACCACGGCACAUCUGCGUCUGCCGUGCCCGACAUCUGCGCGCACGGCUUCAACCGCAGCUUCUGUGGCCGCAACGGCACGCUCUACGGGCAGGGCGUGUACUUUGCCAAGCGCGCCUCCCUGUCGGUGCAGGACCGCUACUCGCCGCCCAACGCCUAUGGCCACAAGUCGGUGUUCGUGGCGCGGGUGCUGACCGGCGACUACGUGCAGGGCCACGGUGGACUGCGGGCGCCCCCUCUGAGGGCCUCUGGCCACCCCUCCCUGCGCUACGACAGCGCCGUGGACAGCCUCCGCCGGCCCAGCAUCUUCGUCAUCUUUCACGACACCCAGGCGCUGCCCACCCACCUCAUCACCUGCAAGCACAUGCACCAGGCUGCCCCCGGGAACUCCUCGGGGCUUUGGGGCUAUUCCCCAACCUCCUGACCCAAGAGGCACCCCGUCCUCCGUCGGCCCAGCCACUGGCUUCCUGCCUUCCAAGCUCCCCGCUCUGUGUAGCCUUGCUGCUCCCACGCCGCUGAGCUGCCCCCGGGGGCGCCCCAGCCUCCAGCAUCCGGGCGGGGACA
Messenger RNA from Trichechus manatus latirostris (Florida manatee), 3800 nucleotides. RefSeq names its product poly(ADP-ribose) polymerase family member 10 (gene PARP10). Gene Ontology annotation, biological process: protein poly-ADP-ribosylation; negative regulation of gene expression. NCBI's taxonomy places the organism in Eukaryota, Metazoa, Chordata, Mammalia, Sirenia, Trichechidae. Gene Ontology annotation, cellular component: nucleus; cytoplasm. Bases 1 to 3660 code for a protein of 1219 amino acids. Gene Ontology annotation, molecular function: NAD+-protein mono-ADP-ribosyltransferase activity; transcription corepressor activity; NAD+ poly-ADP-ribosyltransferase activity. The record is from RefSeq and is a predicted model, not a curated record. The transcript is spliced from 12 exons.